AUGUCAAAUAGACGUCAUUCAAGAACUUCAAGCGAUCAAUGGCGUCAGUACAACUUUUUUGAUGUCCAGCAGAUCAGAGAUCCAUUAGAUCCCACAAAACCACCAGCAAUUUUUCAAAAGCCAGACAUAACCUCAAGCACGAGUGGUCGUGGAAGUAUUAUCUUGGCUGAUAUCCUUUUUAUCGAUAGAACAUUUAAUGUCCAAAAAUUUUUGGCUUAUGAGGGUGGACGAGUGGCACACAUGAAGCAAAUGAAACAGAAAAAUAUUCUAUUAACGAUAGGCGAAGAAGAUCCACCAGUCAUCAAAAUUUGGGAUCUUGAUAAGCAAGACAAAUCAAAGGGCACUCCUAAUUGUCAACGUACAAUUAAGGUGAAUCAUGGAGGAAAACCAUUUCCAGUUUCAACGUUAGCUGUGUUGGAAAAUUUGAGUCAAAUCGCCGUUGGCUUGGCGAAUGGGGUGGUGGUUUUGAUCAAAGGAGAUAUAUAUAGAGAUCGUUAUACGAAACAAAAAGUAAUUCACGAAAGUGAUGAACCGGUAACAGGUCUUGGAUUCAAGGAACACAACAAGAAUGUUAUUUUAUUUAUUGUGACGACAAAUAAAAUCUGGACUUGUCUGACAAAUAAUAGAUCGUCUGCGACAAUUCUUGAUGACCAAGGUUGUGGUCUGGGUUGUGCAGUAAUAAGUGACACCACGAAUGAGAUGGUUGUCGCAAAAGACGAGGCGAUUUACUUUUAUGGACCUGAGGGAAGAGGAUCGUGUUAUGCCUACGAGGGAGCUAAAUCGUUCGUGACUUGGUUCAAAUCAAAUCUCAUAAUUGUCUCCCCACCCGCCUCCCAACCAACCCGACUUACGGCUUCAACGCGUUCAGCAUUAUCCAUCAAUCCUGGAAAUCCUUCUCAACAAUUUGCACCUUAUGAACUCACAAAAGUAACCAUAUUUGAUACCACGAACAGAUUUAUUGCUUACAUGGGAACAUUUUCUCCUGGUGUACGAACGAUUACAUGUGAAUGGGGUGGGAUUUAUAUUCUUGGAAUGGAUGGAAAGUUAUAUCGUCUAGAUGAAAAAGAUACGCCUACAAAGCUUGAAAUAUUGUUUAAGAAAAAUAUGUAUUCACUUGCCGUCAAUCUCGCGCAUAGCCAAAAAUAUGAUGAUGCAAGUAUCUCUGAAAUCUUCAAAAAAUAUGGGGACCAUUUAUACAGAGAGGCAAAAUACGAAGAUGCGAUGACUCAAUACAUUCGAACGAUUGGUCAUCUCGAACCGUCAUACAUUAUUCGAAAGUUUCUAGAUGCACAACGUAUCCAUAAUCUCGUUAACUACCUUCAAAAAUUACAUAAUCAUGGUUUUGCCAAUGCAGAUCAUACUACCCUGUUGUUAAAUUGUUACACGAAAUUAAAAGAUGUGGCAAGUCUUGAUCAAUUCAUCAAGACCGACAAAGAGCUUACAUUUGAAGUGGAAACAGCGAUAAGAGUGUGCCGGCAAGCGGGGUACCAUGAACAUGCGGUAUACUUGGCCAAAAAAUUUGAACAACAUGAUUCAUACCUGAAGAUACAGAUAGAGGAUGUCAAAGAUUGUCAAAAUGCAUUAGAGUAUAUUCGUAAAUUAGGACCUUCUGAGGCAAACCGUAAUUUACAAAAGUACGGGAAAAUUCUCCUUAACCAUCUUCCACAACCCACCACACAACUUCUUAUUGAUCUUUGUACCGGCGAUCUAUUUUCGACUGGUCAACGCGCUCGGACUCCCGAAGGAGCCCAAUCUUCUGCAAUCAUAAAUACAUAUGCUCCGAGUCUUUCAUUUUUACUCGGACCUGUGGCUCAGUCGGCUUCAGCACCAAAUCCAGAAGUGCCCGAUGCUACAAUAACAGACCAACAGGCAUCCUCAUCAUCUAGUACUCGACCUUCUAAAGAUCGAAACGUUGUUGCCUAUAGGCCACCACCCGUGCGUACAUUCAUGUCAUUAUUUAUUGAUCAGCCAAGUUACCUUAUCCAAUUCUUGGAACAAGUGUCGCAGAAACGCUGGGGCGGUUUUAAUUCAACACGUAAAGUCCCAAAAGUCGAAGAAGCACUUACUGCAAAAGGUGAUAAUGGUUUACCAGGUAGUAGUAGUGCCGAUGCAAGUGGCGAGGAAAAAUCCGCAUUUUCAAAGAAAGCAGAAGAACUUGAUUCAGAAAUUGAAGAGAAGAAGGCGGUUUGGGAUACUCUCUUGGAGCUUUACUUGUCUGAGGCUUAUUUGCCACCAGUUGAAAUGGGCAGAGAAGGUAAAGGAAGAAAGUAUGGAAGCUUUGCAGUUUCCACCGAGAUGGAACGCGUAAAAGAAAAGUUACUGAGAAAAGAUAAGGCCUUGCAAUUGUUGAAAGACAAGGACGUUGCGUAUGACACCAACCAGGCACUUGUGCUCUGUCACUUGGCACAAUUUGAUGAGGGCAUUGUUUAUCUUUACGAAAAGAUGAAGAUGUACGAGGAAAUACUGAGGUUUUUCAUGGCUAAAGACGAUACCAAAAAAGUCAUCCAAGCAUUAAAAACAUAUGGCCCGCAAGAACAGUCCCUUUAUCCACUCACGUUGACUUAUUUUUCCUCCUCACCAACAACCUUGGCCUCAUCUACUCCUGAACUUUUGGAAAUUCUCGACUAUAUUGAUGCACAUAAUUUGUUACCGCCACUGCAAGUUGUUCAGGCUCUUAGCCAAAAUUCUGUGGCAACUCUCGAUAUGAUCAAGGGGUACAUGGGACGAAGGAUUGAGAGCGAAAGGAAAGAAUCUAGGGCGGAUCGUAAGCUGAUAAAAAGCUAUCGGGAAGAGACUGAAAAGAAGAGGCAUGAGAUCGAAGAAUUGAAGACUGUUGCACGCCUUUUCCCGUUGACAAAGUGUACGGCUUGUCGUGAAAGUCUCGAUCUGCCCGCCGUUCAUUUUCUAUGUCGGCAUUCUUAUCAUCAGCGUUGCCUGCCUGAAUCCGAUCGCGAAUGCCCGGAAUGUGCUGUUCAACAUCGUACAAUUGCUGAGAUAAGAAGAUCACAAGAAAGAAAUGCGGACAAGCAUGAAGAGUUUGCCAGACAGAUGGAAGAAGCGGAAGACGGAUUCAGCGUUGUGGCUGAUUACUUUUCCAAGAAUACCAUGGCUUUUGCCAAAUUGAUUGAUUAG
Molecule: messenger RNA, 3132 nt
Organism: Acaulospora morrowiae
Lineage: Eukaryota; Fungi; Glomeromycota; Glomeromycetes; Diversisporales; Acaulosporaceae
Source: the annotation of a GenBank genome assembly